Nelumbo nucifera (sacred lotus) is the source of this 1154-nucleotide messenger RNA. RefSeq lists its product as uncharacterized. The record is from RefSeq and is a predicted model, not a curated record. NCBI's taxonomy places the organism in Eukaryota, Viridiplantae, Streptophyta, Magnoliopsida, Proteales, Nelumbonaceae.
AGUGCCGGGCAUUUUACGACGACCAGUGACCACCACCUUUAUUAUCCUUCUCUCUAUUCCCCUCUGGCCUUAACUUGCGCUUGCGUCGUCUCGUCGCUUCGUCUUUAGAGCAGCGAGUGGCGCAAAGACUCCAAACCAAACAAACAUAACAUGCUCCACCGUCAUCUUUACUCCAUCACCGCCAUGCCCGCCUCCUCCUCGCCUUCUCAGAAGCCCAAGAGACUCUCCUCAAACCCUAAUUCUCUCCCCUGCAAGCACUCUCCCUCUGCAACCCUUGACAUUCUCAUCCUCAUUCUUGUUCUCUUUUCGUGCGCCUUCCUCGUCACCUCAUGCCUCUCGUACAUCUUCCAAUCCCUCUCUCAAAUCCUCCCGUCUCUCUCCGUCUCUCAUUCGGAUUCCUUCCAAGAGUCCCCGCUCCCUUACAUUGCAGGGUUUUUGGUUUUCUUCGUUCUGUCAUUGAUCGCCGUUGAGAUCUGCUGCAGCUACAGGUCGAGGAAAUGCGAGAAUCCGGGAUGCAAGGGGUUGAAGAAGGCCAGGGAGUAUGAUAUACAGUUGCAGACGGAGGAGUGUUUGAAAUCUUCCUCCAAGGAGAUCGAUAAUCUACCGUGGAAAGGAGGAUCGGAAGGCAAUCCGGAUUACGAAUGCCUGAGAUCUGAGCUGAGGAAGAUGGCCCCGCCCAAUGGACGGGCGGUGCUGCUGUUUCGGGUUAAGUGCGGGUGUCCCGUCGCAAAGCUGGAAGCGUGGGGACCGAAGAGAGGUCGGAAACACAAGAAGGGGAUCUACUCCGUCAACUCUCUAGGGAAAUAAAAAAGGAAAAGAUCCAGAAAGUGGUUUUUAACUUUUCACGGGGCUUCUACUGCAUUCUGGUUCUGGGGUAUUGUCAUAAGAGCAGAUGCUUUUUAGCAGAACAAGGGCACACUGGCUUGCUGAGAGAUGUCAAGAUUCACCUUUUUUUUCGCCCAAGCAGGUGUGAAGAUUCACUUGAAUAGAUUUGAAAUUAUUUAGGGACCACGCUUUGUUUAAAUUCAUAUGCAUUCUUCUCAUCAGUUGUGUACCAAACGUAAUGUCGCGGCCACUUGAGCUGUUAGAGCAGAUGGAACAUCUCUUUCUUAGCAGUGGAGAUAGGUUGACUCGUUUGUGUGUGUGAAAGAGAG